GUAACGUUCGCUAAUUUCUGACAUGGUCGGACGCACUCUCUCUCAGCAAAUUUUGCGUGACACGUCCAAAGGAAGCGCUACAAAACCCAUAAAUUGUGAUAUAUCGUGCGUGAAUCACACCUACACGGACACAUCACGGUCAAUUGCACAAAUUAAAUAAAUAAAACAAACAACAAAUUAACAGUGAAUAAGUUGUGUGGACUCUUUUAUUUGAAAAGAACUAUCGAGUUCAACGAAUUUACAAAUGGAUGAAAAUGUGUGAAAAUUGUGGAAAAGAAAUCCAACGGAUUUUGUGAGUUUUCUCGUGUAUUUUUCUGAAAUUAUAUUAAUCUCAAGUGGAAUUGUUGAUAAAAAAAAAAUAAAUAAAGAAUAAGAAACUCCAAGUGAAAAGUGAAAAGGAAAAAGAGUCUUUGUAAGAGAGUAAAAGAAAAUUUUCGUAAAUUAUCGGAAAAUGGUUGUAUUCUUCCCUUCUAACACCGUUUCGGGGAAUUUCAAAGGAAAACAACUAGCAAAUGAAACCAAAAAUGACCUCAAUUAGUCCAUAAAAAGUGGUACGAAAAUCAAGAAAAAAAGAAUAAAAUAAGUGGUGGAUGAGAACAUAAAACAAGUGGAAAAAGAUCGUCAAACUGAUUGGAACUGGCCUACACCCUUCGUCCCGCGAUGGGGCCGAAACCUUUUGGAAAAUGCCGCAUAAAGAGCAUAUAAUGACCCACCACGGACACGCCACCGCAGUGUCACAGAGCGCCCUCUUUGGCUGCUCCUCAGCCGGCCAUUCGGGCAUUAAUCAACUCGGUGGUGUCUACGUGAAUGGUCGCCCCCUGCCUGAUUCGACACGCCAAAAAAUCGUGGAACUAGCCCAUUCGGGGGCACGGCCGUGUGACAUUUCGCGCAUCCUGCAAGUCAGCAAUGGGUGCGUGAGUAAAAUCCUUGGGCGCUACUACGAAACAGGCAGCAUUAAACCACGUGCCAUAGGUGGCUCUAAACCCCGUGUAGCCACAACUCCCGUCGUCCAAAAGAUAGCUGACUACAAGCGUGAGUGCCCGAGCAUUUUUGCCUGGGAAAUCAGGGAUAGGCUCCUCUCAGAGGCGGUGUGCAAUAGUGACAACAUACCCAGUGUUUCAUCGAUAAAUCGCGUCCUGAGGAACCUGGCGUCGCAGAAGGAACAGCAGGUACAGCAACAGAGUGAGACUGUUUAUGAUAAACUGAGAAUGUUCAAUGGGCAAUCCAGUGGAUGGGCAUGGUAUCCAGGCGGUGCUGGGACGCCGCACCUUUCCCUACCACCAGCUACACCCGCAGCCGCGGCCGCAGUGGCCAAUUUAACGGCAGCCGUGAGCGGUGCCACGGGUCUGGCACGUGAAGAUCUCCACAAACGAGAUCUCUUUGGUAGUGAUAUAUCCCAUGCAAAUUCACACGAAUCAACAUCCGACGGGGCAUCGGAACACAAUUCAUCAGGAGAUGAGGAUUCACAGAUGCGACUGCGUCUAAAACGAAAGUUACAACGAAAUCGCACAUCAUUCACAAAUGAACAAAUAGAUAGUCUCGAAAAAGAAUUCGAAAGGACGCACUAUCCCGACGUCUUUGCUCGUGAGAGACUUGCUGAGAAGAUUGGUCUGCCAGAGGCAAGAAUACAGGUAUGGUUCUCUAAUCGACGCGCAAAAUGGCGACGGGAGGAGAAACUACGCACACAGAGGCGCUCAAGUCAAAUUUGCGACACAACACCGAGUGCACCGCCAACAUCAGCAGCAGCAACAGAUACACAGCCUAGUGCACCACCACCAACGAAUGGGGCUUCAACACCUGGAGCCAGCCCACCGCUAGCCACGGCAACGCCACGUUUGCCCCUAAAUACAGGCUUCAAUUCCAUGUAUGCCACAAUACCUCAACCCAUUGCCACCAUUAGUGACACCUACAGCUCCAUGACGACAUCUUCAUGUCUACAACAGAGAGACGCAUACCCGUACAUCUUUCACGAUCCAUUGUCCCUGAGUGCCACCUAUGCUACACACCCUAGGACCCCAUGCAAUCCUGCAACAGCCCACCAACAACCGUCCUCGCAGCAUGCGUCGUACGCCAGUAGUGCUACAGCGCCAACGAGUACAGGUGUAAUUUCGGCCGGUGUGUCGGUUCCAGUUCAAAUUCCCGCCCACAGUACUGACAUCAGUGCCAGCUACUGGCCGCGUCUUCAGUGAUCUCGGGCCACACGACUGAUCACCUCAACAAAUCCCACAUUCGCCAUCACGCAAAGUCACUCAUGUACAAGCAAUAAUGUGAAGCAGCAUAAAAAAAACAACCAACAUGUGGACAUUACAAAAGAAAAAAAACAAUGUCACCCCCUCCCCAAAACAAGAGACAAGGAGUAUUAAAUUUUAAGUAAAAGAAAAAAAAGAAAGAAAAAUUAAGUAAGAAAAAAAAUGUAUGUGUAGUUUGUGAAUAAAUAUGAAAGAAUUUUCAAA
This is a messenger RNA of Lutzomyia longipalpis, 2453 nucleotides long. It is a transcript of the gene toy, whose product is annotated as paired box protein Pax-6. The transcript is spliced from 9 exons. Gene Ontology annotation, biological process: regulation of transcription by RNA polymerase II; anatomical structure development. Bases 684 to 2189 code for a protein of 501 amino acids. Gene Ontology annotation, molecular function: RNA polymerase II cis-regulatory region sequence-specific DNA binding; DNA-binding transcription factor activity, RNA polymerase II-specific. Lineage: Eukaryota; Metazoa; Arthropoda; Insecta; Diptera; Psychodidae. The record is from RefSeq and is a predicted model, not a curated record.